Brassica oleracea var. oleracea is the source of this 959-nucleotide messenger RNA. RefSeq names its product nucleolin 1-like. Gene Ontology annotation, molecular function: RNA binding. The transcript has 5 exons. The record is from RefSeq and is a predicted model, not a curated record. NCBI's taxonomy places the organism in Eukaryota, Viridiplantae, Streptophyta, Magnoliopsida, Brassicales, Brassicaceae. Bases 112 to 786 code for a protein of 224 amino acids.
AAGCCCAGCUCACACAAGGCAAUAUUAGGGAAGCUGUCUUCAAGGGUUGCUUUCUUCUCCACCUCCCUAUCGAAACCGCCGUCGUUUUUAUCUCCUCUUUUAAACUAAUCCAUGGACCAGAGCAAGCUCAAGAGAUGCUCCGCAUCAUCAUCCUCCCAUGCUGAAGCAGCUGCUGAGGCUACAGAUCCUUUGCAAAAGGAAAGAGAGUUGGAUUAUUUGGAGACAGAAGUUGAUAGUCGGAAGAGGCAGAAGCAGGAGGAAGAAACCACAGAGAAGAAGAAAGAGUGUUGUUUCGACACUAAAGAUGCAAAGGGAAACAAUGAGCGUACAAUAUUCGUCACGGGUUUUGAUAAUAGCGGUUCUAGGGAUGAGAUCAGGAGCGCACUGGCUAAACAUUUCAGUUCAUGUGGAGAGUUGACGAGGGUUUUUGUUCACAUCGAGUGUGAAACCGGUGUUUCCAGAGGAUAUGCUUUUAUUAAUCUGAAAAAACGUGUUGGCAUUGAGGCGGCGUUAUCUCUCAAUGGAAGCGACUUGGGAGGUCAUAAGCUUCUGGUUACAAUGGCUAGACUUAGAGACGAAUACUAUGCCCACUUUAACUUUAAAGGCUGUGAAAUCUGUCGUGCUGGCUAUACUGCCGGCCCUCAGAGACUGUACAGAUGGAAUCUUCGAACUGGUGGUGGCAAAGUCAGGCGCUUUUCUCCAAAAUUUGAAGAAAAGUGUCGUCGUCACCAUGAAGAGAGAAUGGCUUCUCGCAAGAUGAACAAGUCUAAAACCAAAGAAGGCUAAAACCAAAAAGGAUGCCUCACCAUCAUUGUUGACUUUCCAUUUCGGACAAAAAUCUCUUAUAGACCAAAUGGUCAAAAAAAAAUCUACAACAUCCAAAAAAAAUCUACAUGGACCAAUUAUAGGGAAAUGACGAUUUUGCCAUUAAUGAAAAACUGAUAUGAGCCAUUGGAUCA